Molecule: messenger RNA, 1201 nt
Organism: Anguilla anguilla (European eel)
Lineage: Eukaryota; Metazoa; Chordata; Actinopteri; Anguilliformes; Anguillidae
Product: olfactory receptor 6N2-like
Exons: 2
Coding region: 36-1049 (337 amino acids)
Biological process (GO): G protein-coupled receptor signaling pathway
Cellular component (GO): membrane
Molecular function (GO): G protein-coupled receptor activity; olfactory receptor activity
Source: RefSeq, a predicted model, not a curated record
CAUUGGAAACGAGAGUAGAGUCACGGAAAGCCAUCAUGGUGAACCACUCCUCUUUGGACAACACUAUGACAUUCACUUCAUAUGGAUCCUUCCGCCCAAUCAAUUACUUCUUUUUCACUCUCACUCUUCUUGUUUACCUCCUCUCCAUUUUUUCAAAUGUUCUUCUGAUGCUGCUGAUAUAUUUUGAAUCCAGCCUACACAAACCCAUGUACAUUUUUUUGUUUAACUUGGCAGUAAAUGGACUGAUAGGUGCCUCUACCAUUUGGCCAAAAAUCAUGGAAAACCUUCUUUCAGAUACUCAGAAGAUCUCAUUUGUAGCUUGUCUACUUCAGUUCUUUUGGUGCUAUUUCUACAUUUCUUCUGCUUAUACCACUUUCUCAGUCAUGGCCUACGACCGAUACGUCUCCAUUUGCAAGCCUCUGCAGUACCACAGCAUCAUGACUCCUGGAAAAGUGAAAACACUGUUGGCUGCUGCCAAUGUUGUUCCUCUCUUCUCUAUAUCUGGACUCGUGUAUCUAUCUUCUAGAGUGCCACUGUGCAAGUACACCAUUCAGAACCUGUUCUGUGAUAACCUGACUCUCCUUAACCUCUCCUGUGUGAAAAGUGCUCUGGUUAAUCUGUAUGGCGUAGUCUUGGUCGCAAGCUUAAUUGUGUUCCCUUGUAUUAUUGUCCUGCUCUCAUAUGCAGUGAUUCUCAAUGUGAGUCUGAAAGCCUCAAAAGAUUCACAAAAGAAAGCACUCAGCACAUGCUCUCCUCAUUUAAUCACCUUUGUUAAUUUUGCAAUGGCCAUUCUUUUUUUUGCAGUUUAUUAUAGAUACAAUUCAUCUCUUCCAGGAGGGAUUUCUAUAUUAAUUACUGUAGAUGUUUUUCUGAUUCCCCCUCUGUUCAAUCCAAUCAUAUAUGGGAUCAGAACGAAGGAGAUCAGGAAAUGCUUUGUAAAAACAGUGAGAAAAAAGGAGAGAUAUUUCAGGGUUUUAAAUUUUUUUACUGUGAAGGUCAGGGUGCAAUCAGCUCCAAUCAAUGUGCGUUUCAAUGACUACAUCAACUAGCAAACGCUGUUUAUAUAUAAAUCACAGAUGCCAAGAUAAAGCUGGAGAAAAAAGCAUUGUAUUUGGUGAGAUGAAUAAAUAUUAAAUGAUUCAUACUGAUUCCAAGCCAGACAAUCUGCAGUGCCCUGCUAUAUUGCAGUGCAGCUUAGUCC